Diachasma alloeum is the source of this 6014-nucleotide messenger RNA. RefSeq lists its product as uncharacterized. Gene Ontology annotation, molecular function: chitin binding; chitinase activity. The transcript is spliced from 11 exons. Gene Ontology annotation, cellular component: extracellular region. The record is from RefSeq and is a predicted model, not a curated record. The coding region runs from base 113 to 5173 and encodes 1686 amino acids. Gene Ontology annotation, biological process: chitin catabolic process; carbohydrate metabolic process. Lineage: Eukaryota; Metazoa; Arthropoda; Insecta; Hymenoptera; Braconidae.
UCUCUUACUAUGUAAGCACGCCUCUUCAGCCAGGACUCAGUACGAAUCGUGCUCUCUAACUUGCAGGACCAAAAUAACCGACAUCCGUGGAAGUGAGAUUUUCAAGCUGUCGAUGAAUUCAAUUCUGCCAGCCAUGGGAGUUGGAUUUUUACUUUUCCUGGGACUUUUCACCCUCGGAUACACUGCCACAUAUUCACGGCAACAAACUCAUCCUCAACGAGAAAUUCUCUGUUAUACAUCAUCAAAUGAUUUGAGACAGUUGGAGGAUUCAAUUUCCAGAUGUACGACGCUUGUGCAUAAAGGUCAUGAUCUUCAGGAUUUCAACACUUCCGGCCUCCGUGGGAUUCGUGAGUUGUUGAAAAAAGUCAAUCCAGCUAUUCAGUUUGUCCUUAGUAUUGAUGACCAUAAAAAAUCACUGAAAACUUCAGCAGGAGCUAUACAAAAGGCAAUCGCUAGGAUUUCCACCAUUUUCAAUGAGGUCGAUGGUGUGGAACUAAAUCUAACAGCAGGCGCUAAAGAACGUUUAGUGCACUUUGUCCAGGGGUUAAAGGGAGAAAUGAUGAGAAAAUCAGACAAAGGAAGGAUUUUAUUAUCUUUGCCAACGAAAAAUGAAUUACUCGCAAAAGAGUUUGAUUUAAAAAGUCUUGCUAAAUAUGUGGAUUUGUUCACCAUCCCCACACAUUAUCUCACAAAUGAUGAAGACCUAUUCAGAACUUUUCAUCCGUCUAGACUGAUGGGACUGUCUGAUCUGUUGAAUACAGAUAACUUGGUGGAUCUGAUUCAUGGUCUUGGUGUGGAUAAGGAGAAACUAUUAAUUUCAUUACCAGCGAGUGGAUACAAAUUUACUCUCAAAGAUAGAAACGAUAAUGCACCGAGUGCGCCGACAAUUGAUGAAAAACCAUCGAUAAUUAAUCGGAAGGAAUUUUGUAAAAUGAUUAAACAAGGAGAAUGGAUAAUCGAACGAGACAGUGAUCUCACGGCUCCUUAUGUUUUUAAUGGGUCAAAUUGGAUAGCAUUUGAGGAUGAAAUUUCUACACGGAUUAAAGGAAAAUACGUUCUUCUUCGAGAUCUCGCUGGUCUUGCGAUAGAUGAAAUUGUAAAUGACUUCAAGACCAAUUGCGGAAGGGCUAUUAGUGAGGUAGUCUACCAUUCUUUCACUGAUAAUGAGAGAAAAACUCGGGAAGCUGUGUUGAAUUCACUGGAAAAAGAUAUUCAAAAUCCAGAGAAUUUAUAUCCAGUGAAUGUAAAGCCCUCCGACUUCAGAAUAAUCCAAGUGGUUGAUAGUUCAGGUAACGUUCGUGCUACCAGGGAAAAUACACAAACUGAAUUUACAUGUCUGAAACAAGGUCAUUUUGUACAUCCAAAGAGCUGUAACAGAUUCUACCGUUGUGUGAAAUUCAAUCAACAAGUCGAAGACUACAGUGUAUUUGAGUUCAAUUGCCCAGAGGGUUUAUCAUUUGAUGAACGGACUGAGGUAUGCGUUUGGCCUGGAUCAUUGCCGAAAGCUUCACCUUGUCCUGGAAGUAGUGAAAUUGCACCAACUGCUCCACGAAGAUUCCGUUGUCCUGGAGAAGGUUAUUAUGCUGACCCUAACAAUUGUAGAUGGUUCUUUGCCUGCAUGAAUUUAGGUGAAGGUGACAUGAUACCAUAUGAAUUUCGCUGUCCUUAUGGAUUGGUAUUUGAUGAGAGAAAAUUAGUAUGUGAAUGGCCAUGGCUUGUGCCCGCCUGUGCUGGUAAGAACUAUGAGUAUAAUGGUGGCUAUGGAAGCCUACAUCCUGGUCUUUCAACUUUCCAUGGCACUAGUCAUGGAGAAGAAAAUGAUGGAUCUAUCAAAUAUUUUCAAGAAAACACACAUCAUCGACAUGAUGAUUCUUAUUCACAACACGGAUAUAACAACGGAGCAAGCAAGAAUUAUACGAGCACUAUACAUUCUUCUUCCAUGUCAAAUGGCUACAUUACAACUGUCACAGAGAGUUCAUCAAUUUCAAAUCUUUCUCCUCAAGAUAAUGAUGAUUUCACUUCAACACACACAGAAAAAAACCUAUUGCAAAGUAUGUCCAAGAACGUCGUUACCAUAUCAUCCGUAGAUUUAGUUUCAAAACUAAACAAAUCAAUGUCAAAUGAAUUGCCUAUUCAGACAAGUAAUUCUGGAGGUAUAAUAACAAGUUUUACUAGGAAAAAUGGAAAACCCGGCUUCACCGUUUCCACCACCAUCACCACCACUGAAAAUGGUUUGAAUAAUGUAUUAUUCGAUAAUUAUCAAAAUAAAAAAAUUAUCUCGGGAAAAAAUGCAAUUACUACUGGUAAAUCUAUGCAGCCAGGAUCUACGAUUGCUAUUGGGAAUGAACAUUAUACGAAUCAAGCCUAUUCAAGUACUAUUGGAAUAAAAUCCAAACCUAGAAUGUCUGAAAUUGGAAUUCCAUUCCAAUACACUCCAGUGAUUAAUGAUGGAAUAACGAAUUAUAAAUUCACCGGAAAUAGUCAAACAUCAAUUCCUAAUGAGAUUCCACGUGGUGUAACUCCAACACUUUCUUCAAAGCAAUCUGGAUUCCGAUAUUCCCCAACUGGGGAGUUGAGUGGUCAAAGCAGGAAAAAUCUCUAUGACCACCAAAGCCAACAAACCCUGUCGAAUGAUUACACAUCAGUACCGAUACCCGAAGGAGCUAAUGGGAAUCAAUUUUUUACAAAUCAUGCAUCAAAAACACCAUUGUACAAAAAUAAUCCAUUCCUUCCAUCAACAGCAGCGACAUUCUUUCAUCGAUCAACAGAUGAAAAUCCAUUUUUCUCAAAUGAUUCUUCCUGGCAUUCAUUAUACAAAGGUAAUCCAUUCCUUCCUUCUGCAACUUCUGCAACAUCUAUUGGAGGAGCUCAAGGAAAUGAAGGAAUUAUUGCAAAUCAUGCAUCGAAAAAUGAUACAGUAUACAAAGGAAAUCCAUUUCUUCCAUCAACGCCAGCAACAUCCUUUGAAAAAAUUACAAGAAAUCAAUUUUUCACAAAUUAUCCAUCUACUACAAAUCGAUUGUACCAUGGAAAUCCAUUUCUUCCACCAACAUCAGCGACAUCAUCUGGCAACAGAUAUUACACAAAUCAAGCAGGAAAUACUGAGGAAGCUUCAUUAUUAUCACAAUCUAACGGCAAUGGUUAUAAAACAAAUGAAUAUUUUGACAAUGGGGGCCGAGGCACAAUUCGUUAUAACAAUGGUUUAAUUACUCACAAAUAUACCGAGGAUGAUAUUAAAAAAAAUGGAAAAAUACCAUUUCAAUCUCUGGCCCCAUCGACAUUUAUAAAUCAAACUUUUAGACCCAUUGGUUUCACAAAAACUGGCCCAACUAAAACAGGAAUAACAACAGCACAAUUGGGUGGCAGUGGUACUUACAUUCUAGGAACUACCAAGCCAGUACCAAUAUCUAAUCAAAAUAAUGUGGAAACAAGCAUAAUAUCCGAGAAUAUUUCUUCCCAACAGUAUCCAUCCUAUGUAAAACCUUUGUUUGAAUCCACAACUUCAUUAUAUUAUAAUAAUGAAAUAAGAAGAAUUACCACUCAAACACCUACUAUCUACGACAUUCAUAUGAAUAAUGAUAAACCAAUGCUAACUACUGAAUCAGCAAUAGUCAAUACUCCCUCCUCUCCUGUAUUAUUGACUGCACAAAAUUCAUUACUAAAGUUAACAACUGAAACGCCUUUUUCUGAUAUUCUAGUAGAAAAUAAAGCUACGAUAACCACUGGACCGAUAGUCGCUAAUACUUUCUCGCCAGAAUCAUUCCCUGCACAAAAUUCAAGACCUUUUUCUAUUUCAUCGACUGUUGAACAACCGAUUGAAUCCACCGAUCGAUACAGGAACAGAGUGUCGUCAACGUCAACACCUAUAUCCAUAAUUACUGAUAAAAAUAAUCAUGUUUUAUUGAAUGGACCAAAUAGGAAAAUUCCAUCAUCUGCUACCGAAAACUCUUGGAAAAAUGAUGAAAUUUAUAAUUUAGAUGAUAAAAACAAACAAUUUACACCCAUACCGUCUUCAAUGACUUUUAAUAACAAAGGAGAAGAGACGAAUUAUGGCAAAUCUACUCAGAUAACGGAUCAAGGAUAUAGCUAUGAAAAUGAGAGUAAUACCUUUGGACAAAAAAUUUUUCAAAAUAAAACUGCAUCCAAUGGAUUGAAUCAGCAAUUUGGUGCUUCUACCAGACCUAAGAUUUACAAUUCACCGUCGGCUACAUUGACUGCAUCAACUGGGAUGUACUCAUCAAACCACAGAAAAACCUCAAAGAAUCCAGCGACUAGUCCAAAAGAUGAUGACCACCACCCUUAUCCUGCUCAACCUACAUUAAAAUCCAUUAAUGGUUUAGUUGACACAAUUAGGGGUACUGUACAGCCGACUAUAUCAUCUGAGGGAGGCUCUUCUUACAAUAGAGGACAUUCCAAAUAUAAACCGUAUAAUAAUAAAUACGACGAAAACAAAAACAAUACGACGAUAAAAAUUACCACUCAAGCGCCUGCAGUGACUACCUACAACGGAGCCUAUGGAGAUUCAUCAUCACCAGCCCAAUCAUCUGGAAUUGACAAGAUUAAUCAACUAGAGAAGAGAGGAAAAAUAGUAGUAAAAUACAGCGAUUUACAUCCUGUUCUUCUAGAAAAAUUGGAGGCUGAGUGCACCUGCAAGUCCGAUCCUUUUGCCGGAUUCAAAAAUAACAAGCCACUUUUGAUAGAUUCGUCAAAGGGAACCGUUGAUUUGAGAAACUAUGAUGAAACCGAUGUUUAUGUUGAAUUAGAAUCAGACAAAGAUUACAGUGGCGAAAAAUUGAAAUCAUCAAGAAAAGCCGCUUCAUUGUCCCCUUCUGAUAUUCAAAUAAGCGCUUCAUUUAAUAUUAAUAGGAAUAAAUCAAGAGGUGCCAAGAGCCUAGGCAACUUUGAAAAUAAUCAAGUUCCCAAAGCACAAUACGAUGAACAAUUUCAUUCACCGGAAAUGGAAUUUCUGGAGGCCGAGUGCGCAAGACCUGGACUUUUUAGACACCCAAAAUUCUGCAAUAAAUUUUACAUUUGCUAUUGGGAUCAAUGGAAGAAAAAAUUCAUAUUAAAUGUAUCAAAUUGUCCAGUGCAUUUGACUUUUGACAGUAGCGCCGGAGCUUGCAACUGGCCUAAUGAAGGGCCAGCAUGCCAAAGUGGUCAUCUUCUCGUCUGAUUUAUAUCAUUUUAUUGUUUACUAAAAUUGCAUAUCCUUCACUCAAAUCAUUAAUUUAUGCUUACUCAUAUACGUGGUUUCAUUGCUCAGCUCAAUGGUGACUGAAUUGAAAAUCAUUGUGAAAGUGUCCCUGCGUUUUACAAACCAGUGAAAGUCGAUUGGUCGAGGUUUUGAUCUAGAUCCUUUGAUUGUGCCCUUAAAAUAGUCACUAAAAAUUGUAUAAAUUAAAUUCUCACGUUGAUAAUUUUUAAUUUCGACCCCCAUGUAUUGAAAAAUACUUUUCGAUUUUCUUUUUUUUUGCUUUUUUUUUAUUUUGUAUUUUUCAAACACUCAAUUUGUUAUUGUAUCUUACUGUUCAUGGAUGACUCAUGGCCACUGAAAAUUUUACAAUUCAGCACUCUAUUGAUAUAUAUAUACUUUUAUUGAAUAACUUUUAUUUUUCAAUCUACUAGAUAGCAUAUAAGCAUUAAUUAUAAUUUUAUUGGAUGGAAAAAUAAACAAGUACAAAGAAGAAAAAUUAGAUGGAAUAAAUUUGAGAUAAAUGCUAUAAUUUGAAAAGAUUUAUCGAUGACUAACAUUGAAAAUGAGAAGCUACAGUGAAUUCAUGUAAUUAUUUUUCAUUACGCAAUAGUGCAGUUGUUACUUAGCCUGACUCCGGUGUUAGCUGUACACUAGGUGAUUUAUUAAUUUGACAUACGGCUUGAGCUCUAUUAAUAAGUCCUCGACAGUACUGGCUCUCGCUAAAUUACAUACUCGGAAGAGAAUAUUUGAAGAUCUAUUACUGCUACUUAACAUUCAAAUAUAUGUUGUACAAGUGUAAUUAUAAUCUAGAUGAAUGUGA